AUGCCUCCAGAUAAGUCAAGCCAAGCCAUGACUGAGCUGCAGGGACCAGCGAGUGCUUGGCUACAGCGAGACAAGAGACAAAUGGAAUGCGUGGAAGCCUCCGGAUCUUAUGAAAACCUUGAAGACAUAGCCUCUUACAGUCCUGCCUCAUUCUUAAACCCCAAGGAAGGACUGGUAGCCAUCUCCUAUGUCCUGCUGCAGACACAAGCUAUCUCCUAUGACACACACCACAACACCACCCACACCCAGGACACACCUGACAACACCACACCCACACCCAGGACAUGCCCCACAACAUCACCCACACCCAGGACACACCCGACAACACCACAUACACUCAGGAAACACCCCACAACACCACACACACACACAGGACACACCCCACACCACCACCCACACACAGAACACACCCCACAACACCACAUACACUCAGGACACACCCCACAACACCACCCACAUGGCAGGACUGGCGCCACAACACCCACAAUACGCUCUUCCAAUGGCAACCCCACCAACACCACACCUUGA
Messenger RNA from Scylla paramamosain (green mud crab), 528 nucleotides. RefSeq names its product soluble scavenger receptor cysteine-rich domain-containing protein SSC5D-like. The transcript is spliced from 4 exons. The record is from RefSeq and is a predicted model, not a curated record. Bases 1 to 528 code for a protein of 175 amino acids. Lineage: Eukaryota; Metazoa; Arthropoda; Malacostraca; Decapoda; Portunidae.